Tetrahymena thermophila SB210 is the source of this 690-nucleotide messenger RNA. RefSeq names its product Rab-family small GTPase. The record is from RefSeq and is a predicted model, not a curated record. The transcript is spliced from 5 exons. Gene Ontology annotation, molecular function: GTP binding; GTPase activity. NCBI's taxonomy places the organism in Eukaryota, Ciliophora, Oligohymenophorea, Hymenostomatida, Tetrahymenidae.
AUGAACUCAGAAACAAAAGGAUCAAUAGCUACUCCCUUGUCAAAAUAUAAAUUAGUAUUUUUAGGAGAUUAGGGUGUAGGAAAGACAUCAAUUAUUAACAGAUUUAUGUUUGACACAUUUGAUGGAAAAGAUCACCCUACAGUUGGUAUUGAUUUUAUCUCCAAGACCCUCUAUUAUGAAGAUAGAACUAUAAGAUUACAACUAUGGGAUACAGCUGGAUAAGAAAGAUUUAGAAGUUUAAUUCCUUCAUAUAUUAGAGAUAGCGCUGUUGCAGUUGUCUGUUACGAUAUUACAAACAAAGUUUCAUUCGAUAAUGUUGCCAAAUGGAUAGAAGAUGUUAGGGCAGAAAGAGGACACGAUGUCAUUAUUUGCUUAGUUGGUAGUAAAAAUGAUUUAGUUGACAAAAGGGUAGUAUAAACAACAGAUGGUUAAGUUAAAGCAAAAGAAUUAGAUGUCAAAUUUUUUGAAGUUAGUGCUCUCACUGGUUAAAAUGUAUAAUAACUAUUUAGAUCUAUUGCUAAUAUGCUUCCAGGAGCAGAAGUUAGCUAGCUUGCUCAGCUUUAAGGAGGAAUGAACAAAAACGUAAAUAAUAACUAAGAAGAAACAAAAUAAAAUUUUCAACUGGACUAAAACCAAACAGAAGAGCAAAAUAAAGAAAAAAAAGAAAAAAAAUAAGGCGGCUGCUGUUGA